Molecule: messenger RNA, 2037 nt
Organism: Egretta garzetta (little egret)
Lineage: Eukaryota; Metazoa; Chordata; Aves; Pelecaniformes; Ardeidae
Product: histamine H3 receptor
Exons: 3
Coding region: 1-1329 (442 amino acids)
Biological process (GO): adenylate cyclase-activating adrenergic receptor signaling pathway
Cellular component (GO): membrane
Molecular function (GO): histamine receptor activity
Source: RefSeq, a predicted model, not a curated record
AUGAAUUUACCUUUGGCAGCAGUGCAGGAUUUGGACUCCUACAAUUUUUGGCGAGGAUUAGAGCUUACAGACGGAGGAAACAAGAUGGACUGGUGUAUGUGGCCUGUAAGAAUUGCACAAAGGCUUACAUCAGAGGCUUCCACACCUCAAGGCAACUUCUUCUUCCUCAACCUGGCCAUCGCCGACCUCCUGGUGGGUGAGUUCCGGGGCGCCGGGAGGGCGGAGGGUCGCGCGCCGCGGCGCUGCACGUGUCACCGCCGAGCUCUGUCCGCAGGCGGCUUCUGCAUCCCCCUCUACAUCCCCUACGUGCUGACGGGCAAGUGGAGACUCGGGAGGGGCUUGUGUAAGCUGUGGCUGGUGGUAGACUACCUCGUGUGCACCGCCUCCGUCUUCAACAUCGUCCUUAUCAGCUUCGACAGGUUCAUCUCUGUCACCAAAGCGGUCAGUUACAGGGCUCAGAAAGGGAUGACCAGAAACGCAGUACUGAAGAUGAUCACUGUAUGGAUUGCUGCUUUUCUUCUCUAUGGUCCAGCCAUUCUCAGCUGGGAGCACAUUGCCCAAAAGAGCAUCCUCCCUGAAGGAGAAUGUCAUGCAGAAUUCUUCUACAACUGGUAUUUCCUAAUGAUUGCCUCUACUAUUGAAUUCUUUACACCUUUCAUCACUGUUACAUACUUUAACUUAAGUAUUUACCUCAACAUCAGGAAACGCACAUCCCUCAGAAAUGAAAACGUAUCACCUGGUCAAGAGGACUGUGAAGUGAGUUUCCAGGGGGAAAAAAGGGAACACACUAUAUUUUUUGUAAAACCUGCUAACAGACACAAACAUGAGAAGAAGAGAGCAAGCAGCCUUUCUCCCCCAAAAAAGGCUUCAAGGCUCAGCCUACAUAAGCUUGACAAUCAGUCAUUGAAUUUGAAUGUCAAUCAAGACCUUCCACCACUUCAGGUAGAAGUUGAGACCAAGGCUCACAGGAAUGGUUUCUACAAAACUACGGAAAGCAUAUGCAACGCCACCAGCAGAGUGGACAUUGCUAACACUAUGGCAAAUAGAUUUAGACUUUCCCGGGAUAAAAGAGUAGCAAAGUCUUUAGCAAUUAUUGUCUGUGUGUUUGGUUUGUGUUGGGCUCCAUAUACACUUUUGAUGAUCAUCAGAGCAGCUUGCCAUGGGCACUGUGUGCAGUAUUCUCUCUAUGAAACUUCAUUUUGGCUUCUGUGGGUGAAUUCAGCCAUUAACCCUGUUCUAUACCCACUAUGUCACAUGAGUUUUAGGAAAGCCUUCAUAAAGCUCCUGUGUCCAGGAAAAGCCAAAAUUCAUCCUCAUAUUUUUAUGUGAAAAAAGUGUGAAGGCUGACAAUUAGUACAUCAUACUUUCAGUGGGAACAUAAACUGGCUAAUAUCCACCUGCAAGUAUCAAGUGCAAUGUGUAUUGGGUAGUUUAUGGAAUACUGUUAAGUAGGUGCAAGUGUAGAUAUUUAUGAAUGUAUAUAAAUACAGUCAUCCAUGUAGCUGGAGAAAUCACAGCAAUGAAAAGAAAGGUAAUUUCUCAAAACUCUCUGGGAAAUUAUGCCAGCAGUAUAUUUUCUGGUAAUGGUGCACUAGUGUUAGAGUGCUGAAGAGGGAAUAUAACAUUCAUGGCCAGUAAUUAGAGUUCAGUCUCUCUCAUUUUUAAUAACUGUAAAUAUUGCUGGUAAGGAAUUUCAUAAAGUAUGUACCUUGAACCUGUUACAUUUUACCUGCAAACCAACUCUGAGAUGCCAAGGGUCUCAGCUGUUAAGUGAGCUGUAAUGCUUUCCCACACACACUUCAUGGCAAGCCAGACAAGAUCAUGACCAAUGCAAAACACUAAAUACUCGUGUCCAGGAACAGCAUGGGACAGGCUCCACAACAGUCAGGUGACCAGAGAAGCUAAGCACUUGUAGCAGAUAAGGGAGCACUGUCUAUGACAGACAGAUCUUGCUACAGACAGAACUUUAGGUAAACUUCCCAUGGAAUAUUUUUUAAACCAGUUUCAAUUGGACUUUUACUAGUUCUGAAAGUUAAA